AUGAAUGGGAAUGGUGAGCUGUUGCGUUUUCUAACUCUCCGUUCUUCAAGGCAUGAAGGAAAUUACUCCUGCAGGGCUACAAAUACGAUGGGCUCUUCGACUUCAAAACAAGCUUUUUUACAAGUUUAUAGAAGAAGAGGAGGUAAGUCAAGUGGAAGUGGAUUUUAAUUCAAAUAAUUAUGAAACUGACUAUGGAAAAUUUUAUUAGUUGCGUUCACGCGAAGUCCAUUUUGUGCUGUACAUCCCUCAAAGAAAAGUAUGAUCCUAUUCCUACAAGUUCAGAAUUUUUUUGUUUUUAAGUUAAACAGUUCGUCAAAAACAGUUGACUGGUCCAUGGAGUUGGGGGUCAAUGUUUUGUCCACCUGUGAUCAGGCGUUUGCGAAGAGAGAGACAUAAAAAGAGAAUCGACGCUAAAUGUUCUGUAUUCCACUGAAAAAAAUCCCACUGGAUUUUAGGGAUUUUCAUACAAGUGUAAAAAAUGUUUUUGUACUGUGAGCACUUACCUGUUAGUUUAAAACUGCCCAGUCUUCAAGAAAGAUCAAGCAAAUCUGGCCUGUAAACUUCCUUGUCCAAGAGUAGAUUUUUGGUGUUCUAUGAAAAUGGCAGUUUCUUGAAAUACCGCUGAUCGUUUUCUUCGUGGCGUUCGUGCGCUGAGCACACACAAGCAAUUUAGGAGACCACGUAUUAAAAAUAAAGAGCAAUUGCCGAUUUACAAGCCACCGCGAAGAAUUUUAACUUUUGGUCGGUUCCGACAAAUAAACUUUAGAUACUACUUGUUUAUUUCUAAUCUGUAAAAGUUACCUUUUUAAUCUAAUCCAAUAGCAACCAAAGAAUUCACUUCUUCUACAGACAUUUUUCUCAUUGUUUGUCGCAUAUAUUUCCAUCCUCUGUUUCGUGACUUUUCCACAGACGGUAUGUAAGUUACUUUCUGCGGGUUCAAUAUAGCUAUAGUGUUCUUAAAACUGCAUCAACUUGAUUUUUCUUUUCUUUCUUACAUUUCUCAGACUUUUGGAUUUUCUUAGUGUUUUUUUCUAUCUGCUUAAGUUUACGUUAGAGUCGGAUUUUGUUUGAUGAUAUGUGAUACAGAAAAACUUUUUCUCGACCAUUCUAGGGAGUAAGUUUUUUACGUGUUGCCUCUUUUAAUACGUGUCGAAUGAUGGAAAAAAAAAACGCCAGGUUUUUGUUAAAACCAUCACACGUUUUAGUCCAUUUCAAGAUCAGAUGAGCGCCCGAUUAAAUGAUGCUAUCUCAAGCCUGCUUUCUCCUAUUUUUUCAAAAACAAACAGUUUUGUUUUAGCUGUUUGCUUUCCCAGCCCACCAAGUUGGUGUCAAUUUAAGUACACAUCCAGAGUUCAAAAUAAUAAUACUAAAAAAGAGAGAAAGAGAAACGAACGAACUAACCAAUAAAAAGAAAUUAUACAACUCUACAUGCGGCUUGCUGCUCGUUUCGAUCCGUUUAGAGCACACUGCAGAGGUGUUGCUUGUUAUCAGGGAGAAGAAAGUUACAUUAAAUACAGGAUCAAUUACCUCAAACACAUUUUACCGUGUGCCUAACAGGAAACUGAUAAGUGCAGUCUUGUUUAAAGUUGCUUUGAUUUUAGUACAAAUAUUUGUGAAGACUGCACCGAUUGUUCCAUUGUUUCUGCUGUGGAGUGUUUUCGACCCCUAAAGAUUAAAGGUUAUUUUAGUGAUACUGCAAAGUAAGCAAAGAAGACAGUUCUUAGACUUCGCAUUUCAUUAAUUGUUUGUCAUUGUAAGAGAGAUGUGAUUUUUAAUGAGUGGCGCGCAUAGUAAAAUCAACAGAAAUGCACGCACCUUCGUAAGUGCAAAACCAGCUUAGAAGGCAUAAGUUCACCCCUUUAUUUAACCCUUAACACUAAUAUGAAAAUUAGAGAAAGACGUCUUCAAUUUCCUGUUGUAAAAACGAACAGCAAAGUGCAAACGUACUUCUCGAGAGGUUUCGUUUUAAUGGUAACACCAUAGGAUUUCAUCCACAGAAUGAAUAGUUGCAAAAAGAAUUUUUACCUCCACGCUGAAAUUUAGUUACACUGCUUAGAAGGGGUGUUUUUUUCCAGACGUAGUUUUUAAUAUGAAGUCGUUCGCGUUGCUGACAUUCGCGUACCCGUUGUCUUAAUUGCGUUCCUGUCUCAGGUAAACUUCAGUGGAAGUGUUUUCUGAGUGCGUUAUUGCAAAAUUUCUUUUCAUGCAGUAUUUAUUUUGUUUCUUAGCUACCGUGGAUCACACUUUUCUCCUAAUCUUUUGAGCCUCAUUUCAGACAGAUAUUGUUUGAAGAAAGUCCACCUCCCAAGAGAUAAGCUUCACUGUAUUGUGAAACUCUUACAAAUUCUACUCCGUGAUUUGUUUUACCCCUUCUGGCAUGACACAUCUACAUUAAAAACUUACUGUAAGAAAAUCUGUCAUUAGAAUUUUCGAGUCUGUGGAUGAAUUGCAAUAGCUUCUCUCAUGAAACAUCUUCCGGCAGAACUUUUGCAUGCGGCUAUCUAUUUCCAGCUCAGGGGCACCCAACGAGAAUAAGGUUCAAAACAACUUAAACAUAGCAUUAUUAAACGUAUUCUAGUACUUAAACGAUAGAUAUAGGAAUAUUUUUAUCCCCUAGCUGAAAGUCUAGUGAUCCGAAAAUUAUAGGCAUCAAAACUUACCUUUUCGAAAUUUUUAGCCAGAAAAAUGGCUAUCGAAAAUUCUAGGUGAUCUUUUCAGCGUAAAAUCCGUUAAAAAGGGCAGUUAUACCACGUUUUAGAUGUUCGAAAAUCCUAGGAGAGGCAGGCAAGCAAAUGUUCCGAAAAUUGUAGAUCUCAAAUCGUCUUCCGAACAGAUAUUUUCCGAAAAUUGACGUUGGGUGCCCCUGCCAGCUGGGAUACAUGUAUAACAAAAAGCACUUUUUAUGGAAUGUUUUGAUAUCAAAUAUUGGAUUCGUUUGCCUCGUUUUUUCUGUCUUUGAGCAAAGAAAACGAUAAAAAAGUUCUAGCGGAUAAAUGCGACAAUCAAUGCUGUAAAUGAAUAGACCCAAAAUACUCUAACGCUCUGCGGGGUGCUCUGGCGGUGGGGCGAAAAAUGGGGAGUACCAUAGCGCCCCAGAGAGCUUGAAAGCUGCUGCAUUUGAUUAAACGCAGUUUAAUUUGUAAUCAUGAAGAAUCCAAAAAGCCUUGUUCUCAUUAUUAUCUCAUUCUGUUAGCACCCUGGUGCGUUUAUUCACAGAUAUGAUGAGAUAAAUAUGCGCGCAUAACACGUGCUUCACGUGCUAUCCACCAGGCAGCACAUGCUUUGCAUUAGGCGUUGCUUCAGCUUGUAAUAAACGUGCUGUGGCAUCGAUUGAUGCACCUGCUGCGCGUGCCGUGAUGUAAAGAAAUGUAGCUUGUGCCAGGCUCUAAGAUACAACAGCAACCUCACAUACAUAUUUGACCCGCAAAGUAGCACACAUAGAAUAUUAAUUUAUAUUAUUUACAUAAAUAUAUACUAAAGUUAACAGAGGGUUGGAAACGAGAAAAAAAAAGAAGAAAAGAUUAUGAUUUUAUGUGAAACGGAAAUAGAUAUAACGCAGACUUCAAAGCUGUUUAAAUCUAGAGGUAAUAGUAAGCGUGUCAACAUAACCAUCCUCAAACAAUAGAAUAUCUAAAAGGUGUCGAUGAAUUGCCCCCUUAAAUUUAUGUUUUGAUACGCCUUACAAGCAAGAGAAAAUAGGACGCGCGUAAUCUGGGAAAGCGGGCUUGGGUUUCGCGUGCAGUAACUUCACAAAGAAAAAUAAGAGACUGCUCGCAGUCCAUAGAUAGGAGAGCGAUUGGAACGGGCGAGUCGCGCGCCGGAAUCAUCUUUCGUGUGGGGACGCCUCGGGGAAGGGGGAGGUGGGCAGUAUACCGCGCGUUCGUGUUUUCUUUGUGGAGGUUUCUAUCUAGGAUGUGAAGCUAACAUAACAACAUCAUAUGAAAAUUAACAGCUACACUAUACUUUACCUCGUAAAUAGUACUGCGUACCCUUUGGGGGUAGCGCAAAAGGUGAGCUGCGCACGGGACGGCCGAGCAAAAGAUGCAUUUUUCACGAUUCUUCGGUGUGAAUCUAUUACCGUUCAGAAUUCGUCCAAGGCUAACAUUUUGAUCUUUUUCUUGCAGCGUCCUCAAAUGUGCCGGAAGGAUUUCCAAAAGUAAAACGACAUCCAUCUCGUCAAGUAAAAUAUGUUGGAGGGAAGGCGGUGUUCAAUUGUACUGCGGACGGUGAUCCUGAUCCUGCCAUCACUUGGUUACGGGGAUAUGUCCCUCUAAAUUCCUCAGAUCCUAGAUACACAUCACCAAGUAGUGGAGUACUGGAGAUAAGUGAUCUUAAGUUGGAGGACACGGGGAAAAUCCAGUGUAUAGCUACAAACAGACUAGGAUGGUACUACUCUCGGAAGACCGAUCUAGUUGUCGAAGGUUUGUGUCGAUUCAUUAGAGUGGUUUAGCAACGACGAGAGGACAAAAACGAGAACGUCAGAAAAGCAAUAGGUUUAGGCUAUGCCCACAGGAAUUCGGACAUUUUGGAAACCGCAUAUUUUUUAUCUACAUUCAUGUGGACGGUGCCUUAAACCGCUCUGGAGAGCGGUUUCAAAUCAAUGCGAUUUCGGCGUCUGGAUUCGCUGGUUUCGUGUAGUCGGAAGGUUGACGGAAGGCCGAUUCGUGUAAAAAAAAGUAAAAGAAAUAUCCGGAUUUGUGUGGGCUGGGCCUUAGAUAAGCAAAACAACAACUUUGCACGUGCAGCGCACUUUUUGAUUCAUUUCUUUGUCUUCACUGCAUGACCACGUCCUUGUGUGGCGUUUUAUGCAGGACGUAAACACACGACGAAGAAUUUUUCUUUCUCUUUCUGAUCUGGGAUAGGGUCCCCGAUAAUCAACUCCGCGAAAAUUCACCUACAUUUAACAUGUUAAGCGAGAUGAAACAAAAGCGAAAUUGUCUGAAAAAAUUGCGAAUUCAUUUUUAACGCUAACGUUCUUUCUAUUAUUAUUCGUGCAUAAUAAAGGUCGCUGUCAAAAGAAGUGUUCAUGCUUUUCUUAAAUUGAACGUCAUUUUCCAAAGGAAGCAAUAGCUUAUCGACCACGUGAUCGUGCAUCACGUGAUCAUUACCAAACGCCGUAUACUGAUGGUAGACCCAGGGCCCCAUUCACCUAUAGGAUAAAGCUUUGCUGUUCCAUAACUCGUUAGAAGGAUUUACUUCAGGAUUGUAACAGUUAAAUCAAAAGUAAGACAUUCUACAGUUUGUCAGUAAAUUCCAUGUCCAUGUUAAGAUUUGUACAAUUUCUCCGUAUUCCUGUCGAAAAAUAAUAAUUAUGACUCAAGAAACUUGAUUUAUCGAGUUUAUUUUGUGACUAUAAGUAAUGAUGUUUCUUUCCCUUUAGUCAAAAAUGUUCCGCCAGUUAUUACCAAUCAUCCUCGACCAAUCACAAUCAAUCCCGACACAGACCUUUCUUUAUACUGCACGGCAAAAGGCUAUCCAAAACCGGACAUCAGUUGGCGACGCGAUGGCAAUUUCAUCCGGGAAGCACGCAGUAGCUACGGUGAGACGUUGUUUGUUCCAAAAGUCAAGACAUCUGGAAACUAUACUUGCAUAGCAUCGAACGACGCAGGAGAAGUGAAAUCUUCAGCGUACGUCACUGUUCGACGUAAGUUUUAAAAAGAGGAUAACGUCAUUAGUUAAGUGGUCAUACAAACAUCGAAAAAAUAAUAUUUCCCUAGUACUGCUCAAGAGUGGAGUGGAGGUUGUGUUUGAAUGGUCACACCACAGGGUUUCACCCACAGACUCAAACGUUAGAACCACCUUGUACAGCAGAAUAAACAGUGCCACAGGAAAGUACUGCUCAGUAGUUUUCAUUGGAAUUGUCAUACCUAAGGACUUCAUCCACAUAGUCAUAAGUUAGAAACAUCAUGUACAACAUAAUAAACAGUACCACAGGAAAGUACUGCUCAGUAGCUUUCAUUUGAAUGGUCACACUCCAGGAUUUCAUCCACAGACUCAAAAGUUAGAACCACCUUGAACAGCAUAAUAAACAGCACUACAGGAAAGCGCAUGUACUACUCAACGGUUUUCAUUUGAAUGGUCAAACUUUAGGAUUUCAUCCACACACUCAGAAGUUAGAAUUAAGCGAAAUGAACUUUAACUUUGAGCAAAGAAAGGUGCUAUGAAUUGUGAAAAUACUAAUGAAGAGGUUACAUUUGAAUUAUCGCACAUCUGAUUUCAUCCAGACCCAAAAGUCACAACUUUUUUCUACGUCUAAUGAGAAUCAAGGAAAUGAUGUAGUUACAGUGGAACCUCGAUUUAACGAAGAGCCAAGGGAUUGACAAAAUUUAUUCGCUAUAACGAGGUUUCGUUAUAGGCUAUAAAAGUUAUUUGCCUGUUUCAAACCAAUGAGGAUUAGUUUCGUAACAGCCAGAAAAAGCACACAAAGCUUUACAGAAUGCCAAAUUUUGGUGUUAAUCGAUAAAAAUGUUAAAGACGUUACAGCCAGUCAAAAACGUGAAAAUUCAUUUAUAGACACGUUAAGGAGUUUUAAUGGCCGUAUCUCGUUGAUGAUCGGCCCAGUUAAAUCCAAACUUGAGGAUUUUGUAAAGCUUGGUGAGUUCUUACUGACUUUUUAGGUGUUGUUUUGAUAAUCCAAUUCGCCAUUUAAGAAACGAGUGAAAAACUGGCCUGGUUACUUUUCGCCAAGACUUCCGCGACUGUUACUGAGAACAGCGAAAAAAUUGGCCAAUAGCGGACCGGCGCGUCCCCAUCGACAUCCCAGAAGUCUUUGCAAAAAUUAACUCGGCCGAUUUUCCUUCUCGUUUUAAAGUGGCGAAUCCCAUUAUGCAAACUCGUCCUAGUCCCUCUCGUUUUGAAACUAGGCAAUGAAAAAAUGAUUUGGGGGCCUUUUUUUUACAGCGAUACCAUUCCCUCCGACUGCACCUGCUGCUUCUGACGAGACACCUGAUCAGGCCACUGUGACAUGGCAGUCGGGUGGCGGACCUGCUGCAGACAACUUUACUCUUUAUUACCGAGCUAAGACUGUCAUUGAAUGGAACGUGCUCAAGGGAAUCAAAGAUCGUACAGUGACCUUGCAAGGUCUUAAGACUUACACGACAUAUCUUUGUCGUGUUUUCGCUGUGAACGGGGCAGGAAUAAGCAGGCCGAGUCCAUUGUCUGAGUUCACUACUGCUGAAAAAGGUGUUUAUUUUUUUUAUUUUAUCAAUAAUAUGAAUAUGAAAGUUAUUCAGCGGAUUAAACAGUAUAAAAAAGCUGUAUCAUAGCACGUCAUGGCGCAAGGGCUUGGUUUUAUCAAGCGAGUUGAUGAAGUGAAUAAACUAUUAUUUAAGAGGUGCAAAGCCUGACGUUCUCAGCCAUACCCAUUAUUAUUGCCAUUCUGUAAAGGCGACGCCAAUGAAAACGUCGCAGAAAAAUUGACUUGUUUUCGCAUCCUUUCAAACUUGUUUGCGAUUAUUCCAAGUCGCUCAGUUACUUAAAAGAAGGGAACAUUGGCUUAAGUAGAAGGAAUGGGACUGUGUCCUAACGAUGACGAUGACGAUGAUGAUGGUGGUGUUUGUUACGAUGCUGACAAGGAUGUGGAUGAUGGUAGUGAUGGCUCUAAUAAUAAUGCUAAUGAUAACGGUAAUGAUGAGAAUGGUAAUGAUGAUGAUGAUGAUGAUGAUGAUUAUGAUGAUGAAAAUUCUUCUCGUGUAACUUCACAGCUCUUUUUUUCUUACAGCUCCCGGAGGUCCCCCGCGAAAUAUCCGGGCCUGGGGCAUCUCCGAUACUUCAUUCGGAGCGUCAUGGCUGCCUCCUCUAGAGCUCAAUGGCAGGCUCGAAAUGUACCAUUUGAUCUACUCCACGGACCUUGAAAAAGACUACAGUCAGUGGCGAUUUAAACCUGAGGCUAGCAAUUAUACUGUCGUCGAAGGACUGAAACCAUUCACCACCUACUAUUUUAGAAUGGUGGCCUACACAAGAGUGGGUCGUGGCCCUCCCACGGAAAUGUUUGUGGUGAAAACCGGGAAAGGAGGUUAGUAUUAAGAGCGAAGGUAUCCUGCAACCUUAACGAAAUUCAUUCUCUGAUUCAAAAGAUACAAUGGACGGAAACCUGUAGCUUGACUAUCCAACUGAAACGUCUUUAACAAGACGUUUGCGGCCUAUUUUUGGUUUCAGGCUUUGUUUCGGAACUUUUUUGGAUUUUCAUUAAACAUUUGAAAAUCUUUUUUCUUUCUUUCUGCAGCUCCGGGUCCAGCUGAAAAUGUCGCUGUUACAGUGCUUUCACCAACUUCAAUACAAGUCACGUGGCAGCCCCCACACUACAAGGGGAGCGGCAUAUUUGGUUACAAGAUUCAUUAUAACAAGUCCUCUUCGGAAAUAGAUAAGACUAUUGACGUAAUGGACACUGUCUUAGGUUACGUGAUUAGAGAUCUCAGACCAAACAGGCAUUAUAAGGUCCAAGUUGCAGUCAAGUCAGACGUCCAUAUUGGGCCACUGUCGUUCGCCAAGGUCGUGCAAACAUUGGAAGCCGGUAAGUAUGCAGGGCAACAUUUCAAUGCCAUUUACCUGUCCCAUUUGUAUCGCAGUGCAAGCAUCCUUGUAUGUAUAAAUUAUAAACACCAAGUAGGAAUGUUUCGAUCGAUAUGCAGACUCCCGCCGUGUAUUUAACAACUGUGAUGUGUCCUGGUUAUAGGCGACAUACUGAUGGAGGGUAACCCUACGAUGGACUUCCAUCCCGUCCUGUGGGGAGUAGCAAUACCCCUAGGCAUGCUUCAUGCCAAGGCACCCGGUAUAAGCUCCGGCCGUUUGGGUCUUUGGCUUGCGUGCGCCUUUACCCCUAUUAUAUGUGACAGUCUGCUUACAAAAUAAAUCUCUCUUUCGAACGCUUGCUAAAACGUCUCGAACGAUAAAUAGGCUGAUUUAGCAACAGAACAGGAACGUCAGUUGACGACGGCGCGGACGACGGCGCGCGCAAAUCAAACAACUAGCUUGACCAAUGGCAGAGCGGUAAAUUGAUUACCGAAAGUCGUGUUUAGUCCUUUCCGCACGCUUUCCCGUCGUCAACUGACGUUCCCGUCCUGUUGCUAUAUCAGCCUUUUAAUUCUCUGAGAUCGUUAAAGGUCGUGAAAUUUAAAGGGUAUUUAAUGGUACUUGUAUGCGAUAUCCAAACGUCCUAAAUAAGUUUUCUUUUCUUGAAAAGUUUGAGAAAUUGUAUUUAACCAACAUUGCUUGUCAAUCUUUUUUUUUUUUCUAGCUCCAAGUGCCGCUCCCAUGAACAUUCAAGGUAAAGCUCUUUCGUCCACCAGCCUUCUUAUCAGCUGGGAUCCACCACCCCUGGACCAUCGCAAUGGACCAAUUACAAACUAUACAAUCAAGUACAGAAUAAAAGGAGAUCGCGCAAGGUACAAUCUACAGUGUCUACUGUUAACGCUUUCACUGCCAAAUGUGGCCAAAGGCAAAUUUCGACCAAAUUUCCAAAUUUCAUUUUCUAAAGUUUUGACAAACAAAUAGCAUAUGUAAGUACAGGUAGAGAGCUUUCAUUUGAAUGGUCACAUCAUAGGAUUUCGUCUGCAGACUCAAAAGUAAGACUCGUCUUACAAAACUCCAUCAAACACUCUGGCAGUGAAGGGGUUAAAGAGGCUAUGCUAUGUCACGGGGAUAUUGCUCUUUUUGGCCAAUUUCUGUGCUUAAGUCAGUACUUAAUGCCUUUUGCCAUACGCAAAAUGUUCCUCCAGAGUAGAGUUAUGAAGAAGAUAUUGAACAAAUUUCGUCAGUGAACACUUAUGAUGAUGAUUUUUUGGGGAUUUUUUCAGGCAUAGCGUUAAAACUUUUAAAAGUUGGCUCAAUUUUUUCAUGUUUCAAAUUCAAAAGGUGCGAAGACACGUUUUAGCUUUUUAAAAAGAUAGCAAAUAAGGUAAUCGCUAGCCAAAUAAGAACAAGCCUGCGAGUACAUCUGCCUCGCGAGAGAGACAUGUCCCCCCUCGCGGCUGCCGCAUUUGUAGGCUGGAUAAGAACUGGCCAUGGAGAUCUGCCUUAUUUUCCGCUUUACUAACGCCAUACAAGGUUGUUGUUAUUCUAACGAAGGAAUACCGCCCAGCAACUUCAAAACGCAACUGAAGGAAUUGCAAAUGUCAUUUAAAACCUUUUUUCAGUAACGUGGUGGUACUAACGGAUUUUCUCGCUAAACAUUGCUCGUUUUAUUCCUUCUUUUCUUCCAGUUUUGUGAGCGUUGACGGCGCUAAGACAUCAAUUCGUCUUCAUCACUUAAGAAAGUAUACUACUUACAUGCUGUGGGUUUCGGCAAGUACUUCCGUUGGAGAAGGGCCUAUGUCUGAGAAACACUCUUACACUACUGCGGAGGAUGGUAAGACUUCUUUUCCACUUUUUAACUCCUUUUUAAUUUUCGGAGGGGUGGGGUUGGGUGGGGAACAUGAAGAGGAUUGCUACCCUUAAAAAAACUAUUUGCUGUUUUCAGCGGAAAAGAGACAGUUACCCGGAGGGAAGGGGGGGGCGGUGGUGUGGGGGCUAGUCCUUAUAUAAUCCAUACAGGUACAUGUAUGUGCCACCCCCCACCCCAAAGGGUAUGGUUUUUGCGCCGUCUUAGUCUGAAAACAGGUCCAGACUUUGCCCAUUUUGGUCUGGAAUCGGGUAUGGUUUUCCUGGAAACUACGGGAGUGUAUGAACUUAUUUAUCGUUUCAAUUCCAAAUGAAUAAGAACUGAAGUGAUGAGAAAUAUUCGUCAACGUGGGUUUUAAGACAUCUUUGUUGUUGGCUUUCUAAUCUAAGUAAUGACAUUAUUUCUUAGAGGCCAGGUCUGAAAACGGGUCUGAAAAAUUACAUAUUUUGAUCUGAAAUAGGGUGAGGAUUGGGAGAACCGGGCGGCACACCCCCACCAAGAAUUCCCAGGUGUACCCCCCGGAGACAGUUAAUCUGUUUCGUACGUGUUUUCAGUGUAAGGUAUAAGGAGAGCAAGGCGCACUAGUUAUUUUGCAUCGCCUUUCUUAUAUUUGUGCUAAUUGCACCUUCAAAUGUCCAGUGGCACGUUCAACAUUAUUCUAGGAAUUUGCGUAGAAAAAUCUGUCUUGACUGCUCUUGAGACUCAAGUACAUUAUGCCAUGCCAACACGUAUCCUCCGAAUAACAAAAGUCCCUUGUCUUUGCUAAUUUGAUUAAGACGAAGUCGAUGGAUUACGUUUAGUAAAACUCAAGGACGCUGUUAACCUUGAACCCUCUCAAAAGUCAGUCUUUGAGAGACAAAAAACAGUUUUAACUAAGUCUGUUGUUGAAUUCCCUAUGGUGUUCCAUUCGAAACCAACCACUUCAGUUUUGGCUUCACUUGAUGCUAUUUCGUUUUUAAGUAUUUUUUAAAAAAGAAAUUUUUUUUACACAUUUACAUUUUUGUACGUGGGCAUUUUCUUGUAGACUUCCUUUUUAACAUUUAAGGAGUGAAAGAGUUUAGCGUCAUUGGUGUUCAGCAUUUUAUUUCUAAGUAUGCAAGUUGAGCUCAUUGCCCCAGCUGUUAAUUCAGAUUUUGUCUUUGGAGAAUUUUGGUUGUCUCGCCACACUUUUCCCGUUGAUGCCUCACGAGUCCUAUUUCAACUUUAUUUCUAGUAAACUUGCCAAGUCAAUUAAAGUCAAAAUAGGGGAAGUUAGAUUCUGUUAUUGGAAAUUAACUAAAGAGAUAGUCUGAGCAUUGUCCAAAAUGCAGUUGAUCUUGUCGAGGUUUUUUUACCUCAAAAUUCUUUUCAUCCUUUUAAGAACAUUCUGAGACGAGCCUGCGGAAGGAAGUUGAGAAAUUUAUCAAAAAACCACCACAGUUAAAUUUGUUGUGGUCAUGAAACCAAAACCUGUCUGUUUUAUUUUUCUCAUACUGUAGCCAGCUGGCCCCAAUUUCAUAAAAGGCGAAUGAUGCUAUCCAUUGGAUAAUCUCUAUCCUUUGGAUACACAAUUGUUUCCCUGAUACUUAACUGCUAGUCCGGCGGGACCGCUAGAAAGUGCAAUGGUUUAUCCCUUCCUCGUACCCAGAUGUCUCUCUUUCUCGAUGAAAAUUUGCACACAAAGAAAGGCGGGAAGGAGUAAACGGGCGAGACGUGCCUCACUGACCUCUCUUCUUUCUUCGUCCCAUGGUCCCUUGCGCUUUGUCACCAGUACCUUCCUUUCGCGUUCAUCUCUAAGUGAAAAUGAUGCGCCUGAGGUGAACACUAUCCUGAAGCAUUGCCGGAAUCUGAUCAUUUAUAAUCUGUUUCUUUCCAGUCCCCAGCGGUGCGCCGCGUCAGCCAAGUGCCAGAGUCGUAAAUUCUUCUGCAAUUGUUGUCCGCUGGUCUCCCCCAUUGCAGAAGGAUCAGGCUGGCCGUCUCGAAGGUUACGUGGUAUAUUAUCUGAAGGUCGACGACCUUGGUAACCAGCUUUACCCGCGUCCUGAUUUACAAAUCGCUCACACGGCGAGGGGUGACUUGGUAUGAUUGUUAAUGUUAUUAUACAUUGUGCGUACUGUCCGUCUUCUCAUUUAUUAAGAACUAAACUGCGAAAGAGUCGGGUUUUUGUUCAAAAAUGUUUUUCAAGCCGGUCGUCCCGCAUGACUGAAUUUUCGCGUGAAGCGCGCGACUUUUACAAGCCCUAUAAGCUUGUGAGGCGCGAAAAAAACCGCGUCUCUCUCCAGUUUCACUGACUUUUUUUCACCCUCGCUCCAGGAUGUUUGUUUGACCACUCCUGCUUCGUUGACCGACGAAAAAAUACGGGCUGUUUUGCAGUCUAGUUAAGGGGCUACUGUUAAGUUUGGAAAUCAGAGCCUCUCUCAGAUAAGGUAGUUAUCUGCUAUCUGCUAGUUAGUAUUCCUUUCUAGGUUUUGCGCUCACUGCAUGAUUUCUAAUAAUAUUGACAAGCUGUAACUGUGUUCCGUGGGACGGUAUUCCGGAUAUCCAAAAAUCUCAUCCCAUAAUUGUUCACAAUCAAUUCCAUUUAGAUUCGCAUAUUUUGUUCAGUGCGCUGUUGUGUUUUCCACGUGAUCUGAUUCCAGACUCUUCACUUUAUCAACAGUCUGUGUCAUUACACUCAUCUUUUCGAUCAUUCGAAAUGCCCAUGCUUUGACUGGACGUCCGUGGCGUGGCUUUCUUAUUGAUUCUUUUAUUUAACUUUUUUUUCAUUGCGCUUAUUUCAUUAACGAUUUUCUUGUAUCCACUGUACAGGCGAUAGUACUGACUGGUCUCCAACCAGAUCAAACUUACCAGAUCCGAGUAGCAGCGUUGACAAGAAAAGGAGACGGACCACAAAGUAAUCCCGUACUUGCCAAAACAAAGCCUAAACUUCCAAACCCGCCACACAUGUAUAAUAUGCCCUCCUCUUCCCCCUCGGAGGUGAUCAUACGCUGGAAGACUGUGGCUAGAGAUAUUUUGUCGUUUAAGCUGCGAUACGCCAAGUCAUUACGGCGAAUGCGCGCUGGAGAUCAAGCUAAUUUGAAGAUGAAAGAAAUGACUUUUCUUGCUCGCACAAGUAACCACAUAUUCAAGGGAUUAGGUGAGUUUUACAUGUUUAGUCUUAAGAGUCUUAAGUUACUCACCGUUUUCCAAAAGAUAUUUUCAUUAUUUUGAGUAUCUUUUAACGGGGCUAUGUCAUGCUAUUUGCUAAAUUUUUUAAAACUUAACCCUUUAAGUCCCAAUAUCAACAUACAAAUUCUCCAAACUGGUCUCCAUACAUUUCCUUUAAGAAUUGGUUGAGAGAAUUUAAUAUAAGAUCAAGGCAUUUUCUCUUUGGUAAUCUUUGCUAAUUCUCAUAACCUUAUCUCUUGGCAAUGUAAGUGGAUUGUUAGGAGAAAAUUGUUGUUGGUCACUAUUGGGACUUCAAGGGUUAAACGUGUCUUUGCAUCAACUGAAUUCCAAAAUUAAUGGUCCAGGUUGUUUAUUCAGGGGCGGAUCCAGGGGGGGGGUGCAGGGGGGUGCCCCCCCCAAGAUGACCUGUGGUUUUCUGAUACAACUGGUAUUCUGCAAAAAAAAAAACUGUGUGGUUUAUUGGUGUUGAAGUACAGCAAGAGACGAGUGCACCCCCUCCUAAAAAAAAUCCUGGAUCCGCCCCUGUUAUUAGAGACUUUUAGAUUUGAAGACGAGGUCGACCACGAGUACGAGAUUUGACUUAAAGUUAUUUGCGUAUUUUCAAAAUAUAGACUCCCCGGAAAGCUUCAUUUUACCAUUUUUCACUAGAAACGUUAGCAUUGUUAUCUUUAGUGAAGAAGGUUACGCGCUUUCCCGAUCGAAAAAUGAUAAAACUUCUAACAUUUCAUAAGUUGUUCCCGCCACUACGACAUUCGCGCUGAAACUCGUAGCAGAAUGACGACGGCUGCCACAUUUUCCCGCCAAAAUGACGCUGGUUCACGCGCAAGCACUACUUAGUAUUGAGAAAAUCUCGUACUCGUAGUCGUACUCGUCUUACAAUCUAAAGGUCUCUCUAUUAGACUUUAUUUAGGCAUCGAAACUGUUUUCUGUCGUCUGUUGCAACGGUUUCCAACGAUGGACCGUGGAUUGAAACUUGAAAAAGUUGGGCCAAGUUUUUCAAUUUUAAUGCUAUGCCCAUUGUGAGAAUUGUUACAAUAAUCACCUCUGGAAAAAUGCAUUUAUCUUUUAUCAAAUUCUCUUUACUUAUUCUUUUUGGAAAUGUAUAAGAAAAUUUGUAUGUGGAUAUUGAGGGUUAAAGGAUUAAAGGGCUGUGUCACGGAUGUCUGGUUCAUUUGUUGAUAUUACCAAUGGCGCGUCCUUAUUCGCAAUGGAAGUAAAUUUAGCAAAGUAGUUUUAAGGGUAGUUUCCACUGUCACGCAAUUUAUACGUGCUUACGCGUGUAGAAUUUACGUGCGUAAAUAAAAUAGAAGCGAUGUGCGAGAGGCUGCGUGUUAACGUUAAGGUUGAGCGGGGUUCAACUUUCUUUCUUUUACUCUUUGUGUCUGUGAAAGACAAGUGCUUCUGUCUAAAGGCGUAAAAACUAUUUUCCAGAUCCUGGCGUUUGGUACCUGUUCAAAGUAUCCACGGAAACUAAAGUCGGCUGGUCUCCAGAAAGAUCUCUAUGGGUCCAAAUCCCGCCAGGACCCCCCUCCGGUCCUCCCCUUGAAGUACGAGCUUCUGCCCAGUCAUCGACAAGAGUUCGGGUCACGUGGAAGGAACCUGACGAGUGGAAGAGAAACGGACCCCUUGCUGGUUACUCCGUCGUUUACAAUCCCCUCAAUCGUAGAGUGAAAGCCUUGGUGAAAAAUAUCACAAACCCAAAUCAUACACGCACGACGUUAACGGACUUAAAGAUGUUUACAGAUUAUGAGAUUCGCGUUCGAGCCCUCGGAGUCAAGGGCCCUGGUCCUUUGAGCCGGUCUGUUGUAAUCAAGACCAAAGAAGGGUGUAAGUAUGGGAUCAAUGGAGAUGUCUGGGUGAAAUGACCACCUACCCCUCCCUUAAGUCAACAUUAACACUCAGUUCUCACUUAGAGCAAAAUUGUGACUUAGGGGAGUGGUAGGUGGUUAGUUACCCAAGUAUCUUGUAUGCUUAAUGAGAAAUGUCCUGUAGCGUCUUUGAUAUGAUUCGUUUCUUUUCCUUUUCCUUUUCUAAUACAGACGUCUUUUUUGAUGUCCCGUAAAUUGCAGGUGAUUUUAUUAGCGCCACUGUUUCUGUUGAGUAUUUGUUAAAAGUAGACGUAAACUUAGGGCGUAAUUGUAACAAAAGGCGGUUUAAUGUAAGCUCACGACAGUCACGUGACAUGUCACACAUCUCAUUUCGGUGUCAUGCAGAAAAGGUUGCGUGACAUCGGACUGACGAUUGUGAAGCUGGCUCCCUUCUUUCUAAAAAAAUGCAAGCCGUAACGCUGCCUGUAUUCCUUUCAGUGCCCGGUCCGCCCCGUGAUCUUGCUGCUGAAGGCCGUAGCACCGACUCUUUGACUGUCUCAUGGAAUUCGCCCAAGUUUCCCAAUGGUAGAGUACUGGGUUACUACGUUGUGUACUCCGACGAUCAAAGCCUUCCAGUUUCACAGUGGAGUGGCACAGAACCUUCUGGCUCUAGUGUCAAAAUAAAGGCCCUUGAACGCGACAAGACCUACUGGAUUCGCGUGGCUGCUCGAACUUCCAAGGGCCAAGGCAAUUAUUCACUACCAGUCUCAGCAAAGACCCUUAAAUAUGACUGUAAGUAAACAACCCGGGGGUACUCCGGGGAAAUCUUGGAGGGGGUGUGCCGCCCGUGUUUUAAAUCCUGACCUUAUUUCAGAGCAAAACAUGUCAUUUUCCAAACCCGUUAUCAGACCUGACCUCUAAGAAAUUAUGUCAUCAUUACUAAGUUUACAACGCCAACAAAAAGCUUUCUUAAAAUUCUAUCUCGAAUUUGUGUAUUACUCUUUAUUUCUUAUUCAUUUGGGAUUGAAACAACAAAUACUUUUAUACACUCCGGUAGUUCCCUCAAAAACCACACCAGAUUCCAGACGAAAAUGAGCAAAGUUUACAACCUUUUUCACACAGAAAUGGCACAAAAACCAUAUCCUUUGGGGCGGCACAUACCCUAUAUGGCUUACAUAAGUGAGUACCCCUCGGGGUCAAAAUUUCACUUUAUUUGAGAGUUCUGUAGCGUUUAACUUACAUUUUGAGACUUCCAAAACUUUUAGGCGCAGUGUUGGUAGCACUCGCCUGUCACCAAUGUGGCCUGGUUUCGAGUCCCAGAGUCAUUUUGCAAAGAGUAUUACCUCUGCUGUCAUCAGUCGGUUAAUGAUCUUAUGCCUGAUUUUCUUUUUAGUACCCGAAUCUGUCCGUGAACUCAACGUCGAUUCUGCUGAUAGUGAUAAGGUCACCAUUAAUUGGCAACCACCAGAGACAGACGCAGGAAUAACAAAGUACAAGGUAAUGCAUUCAAUACAACCAAUCAUAGAACGCUUUCACGUAACUAGGGCCAAACACCGGAAACGCGUACGAACAAUAAAUUCAAGACAGGUUCUGAUUUUAAUUCCGUUUGGUUUAGAAAGUGUGGCGUGAUUUUUUUAGGCCAAUGACAAAGCGGAAACAAGCAAAGCAGCAGUAUCGCGAAAUUUUUUAGAUACCUUACUCAUAAUAACAAUUUACACUAGAAAGAUCUUUAACAUGAAACUACGGCUGAAAGGCAUUGUGAACCUUAAAACAAUAAGGAUUUUAUCCAGACUCAAAAAUCCACGUUGUAAAGCCUAAUAAACUAGCACACAUACAGAAAAUUACCCCCCCCUCCCGCCUCCCGCGCGCUUUCACUUGAUUGGUAACACCACAGGAGUACAUCCACAGACCCAAAAAUUAGACCGGUCUUGUAGAGGAUAACUAACGCAGAAACAAAGAAACUUAAUGGUAUUAAACAUUUUACCUUUUAUUUCCUAGCAACAGUUGUCCUAUAGCAAGACCUGUUUUUGUGAUUAUUUGCAGAUUUUGUAUUCCGGCUCGAAAUCCUACAAAGAUCAAGGAGAACUCAAGAAGCUCUCGCACAUUAACAAUAUCUCAGUAGACGCCUUAUCGCCUGGCGUCCAGUCCUACACACUGCAAGAUCUUGUUCCUCACACGAGUUACAAAAUAGAGUUGUCGGCUCUUAACUCCAUGGGAGAAGGACCUAGCAUAAAGAUGAAUGUCAAAACAGAUAAGGGAAAGCCACCACCUCUGCAAAGACCCGUCAUUGUCGAAGACGAUCUCUCGGAUGAGUUCAUCCCCAUAGAGCUGGAGAUUGCCUCAGAGAAAAACGGCCCGAUCAGGUAACUUGAUAGAUUCUUGCGUUCAUUUUUUUUAAACAACUUUAUCAUUAAAUGUAGGUUAGCUGCCUGAAGUAUCGAGAGGCUUCCACUUUCGGCAGGCAGCCCCUAAAUUGAGGCUGGCACAGAAGCGCAACGCAGCUAAGAGCCCCCCACACAAAGGGAAACGAACAGGCACCCGUCACACUGAAAAAAAUCAGUGCCUGGGUUUGGGGAAGGAAGGGGGGGCGGAUGGGAACAAAAAAAUGGCUGGAAGAACCUCGAGGCGUGGACAUCAUAGAACGAAGGGAGUUCUAUACGCAAAUGAAUCAUAUGAUCUAUGUAGGGAGGAUGAAAGGGGAAUACGUAAGAAGAGAAGUGCCAAUACUAACUCUUUUCAAACCCUUAUUCAAUUCACCAGUCUCCUCUCUCUUUCUGAAAAGCAGAGGCGAGAAGAUGGGAACUGGUGUCGUCUUUCCAGGAUCCUGUCAUGUUUAUGCCUUUAAAGUAGACGUUCCUAGGGGGCAGAGCCAAAAGAAAGUCAAGUCAUAUUCAUGACCAUUCUCCCUCCCUGGUCUUGCAGUGUUAUAAUUCUUUCGUGCCAAAGAAUAUUGCAGUUCAAAGCAUGAAAUCGAUCCUUCUUAGUAAACAGCUUUUGUUCUUGUGCAACGUGGUAAAAACAAGUCCAGAAACGAAAUAUAAUAUUUCAAGGGAAAAAAAAUCUUCACUGCUUUUCUUUAGACUCCCUUCUCUUUGAAGGAACGCACCGAUAAAUAUUACCUCCUAUUUUACACCUUGUGUUCUUCUACACACAGUUACUACAUAGUGAUCGUGGUACCGCUGGGCAACAGUAAUAAACUUCCAACAGACAAGACACCUGACGACUUUUUCAAUGAAGUCAGACGCCGGCGAGAGCUUCAAAGUGGUGCCGAGGCUCCAUACAUCGCCGCCAAAUUUGGUCCGUCUGAGUUGCCGAAGAGAUUUAACGUGGGGGAUAAGAACUUUAAGAACCGUUAUGGAUAUUACAACAAGGAGCUCACCAAAGGCUCUUACUAUACUAUGUUUGAGAGAGCUUAUGUCAAAAAUAACAAAGGGGUAGGUAGACUGUACGUUCGCCAGUCUCCUUUGGGAUUAUGCGUUUCUGAGAAACUGCCAACCUACCCCUCCCCUAAGCCAAAAUUUUGCCGUUUCGGGUCUUCUUGUCCUAUUAUAUUACAAGUAGGGUAAAGAGGGAGGACUCGCCUUCCCCCAUUUUGGUUUGGUUUCUGGUUCCGGAGGUCACAGAAAAUGUGGUGUGCGUUUGAUGCUGUUUCUCUUCCUUUCUCGGAGAAGUUUUUCCAGACACUUUAGUUUUCUCCUUUCAAACACUCCGAAAUUUCAAUUCGCGAAUAUUGCCAACGAGUUCUUGAGAGCUACUUGGGGCCUCUUUACAUGGAGGUGGGCGACCCCGGGUAGGUGAGGUAGUCCGCGGCGGGUCACCCCACCUAUCAUUUAAACGUGAUCAAAUUAAAAUGAGAGAUUAUAUGGACAGGCGGUUUACCCUAACUAAACGGGUUUCUUCACCUACCUGGGGUCCCCCACCUCCAUAUAAACAGGCCCUAAGUGUCUCAAGGGUAAACAAAUAACAUAUAUUGAUAUCAUUGCAUCACGUGGCAUUUACUUUAUGUUACAUUAUUACUUUUCAUUACAUCACGUUACUAUUUUACGUUACGCUACGUUACAUUAUGGAUUCAACUGCGCCUGCCAUUGAGGCAAACAGAUAACAUUACACUGCACCACGCCCCAUCCCACGCACUCCAUUCCAUUCCGUUUAAUACGUCAUGUUACAUUACGUUACGCUACGUUACGUUUUUCGAUCCACUCGCGUAUGCCUUUGAUUCUGUAACAUAUUGCAGCGUAUGUGUGUCACGCAUACUUGUAAAGUAGUCUUUACUAAGAAAAGCGCAUUUUACAGCAUUUUGAUUUUUUUCCUCUCUGUUUUAUAGGAUGACUUGUAUACUUCAAGUCCCUUCGUGACGCCUGUGAAAUUUGGUGAGAAUUGUUCAUUGAAAUUGAUCAUUAAGCAACUAUUUGGCGAUGAAACGUCGCGUGUAGAAAAGAAGCUUCUAAUACUUUGAUUAAUCUGUUGCAAUAAUUUCUGACAAAGCACUGUCUGCUUUCUCUUUAAAAUUUUAUUGGGAAGCAGCAAAUUUACAAUAAUCUAGCGUCUCCACUUGUUCAAUUUUUAUAAUCAUGAAAGGUUUUCAAGAGAGUGCGCUAUGUGAGAAGUGUAAGCUAGAGGAGAGUUUGAUAGUUUGCUGUCUUACGAAAGUCGUUUUAGUUUAAUAGCUUAACUGUAAAAAAGGACAAUGUCAGUACCAAGUAAUGUAGUCUGAUCCAGACUCCCAGAUAGCAGUGCAGUAAAAGUGUUGCGAAAAACGCGCGAGGACUGGGGAGAGAGCGAGGGCGCCAUCUUGGGCGUCUUAUUUCUGCUUGUCCAGUUUUAUUUUCACUUUGUCCCUAGCUCAUCCUCGGAGACCCAGGGGCAGAUAGUGGGGACGAGGGAAAGUCUAAACGGGCGGAAAAAUAUGACACGAAGAAAAGUAAAGAACGGCGAGAAGAGCCCCUGGGGACAAUGUCUUACCAGACCAGUUCCAACGGUCGCCGCCGUUCUGGCUUCUGAUUGGUGCCAGAAAAACACAAGUUUUCUGGCACCAAUCAGAAGCCAGAAUGGCGGCGACCGUUGGAACUGGUCUGGUAAGACAUAGUCCCCAGGGGCUCUUCUCGCCGUUCUUUACUUUUCUUCGUGCCAUAUUUUUCCGCCCGUUUAGACUUUCCCUCGCCCCCUUUAUCUGCCCCUGGGUCUCCGAGGAUGUCCCUAGCUACUAUUUAAGAGCCUGGCACAGGCUAUAACUAUAGUAUUAUUGCCCAAUACCAGGAGAACAAGCUGGAGGUGGAGGGAACCCGGCGGCUAGAAAAGAACCCGAACCACAUACUGGAGGAGGAUUUAACCUGAUUUUUGUCAUCAUACCUGUCGUGGCAGCCUUUGUGAUUACGGCUAUCGUGGUUUUUGUUGUUGUAUAUUGUAGAAGGUAAUGUUUCUGAUCGAUUGAUUGAUUGAUUGAUUGAACGAUCCAUUCAUUCAUUCAUUCAUUCAUUCUUUCAUUUAUUCAUCAAUCCAUUCAUUCAUUUAUUCAAUUAUCUUUUAAUGAUGACGACAGGCAGCCAAAUAACACAAUGAGAGAGUUCUUGUUAAGGAAUGUAUCACUGCUUCUAGUCGGUUUAUCUUCAAAAUCAUCUAUCUGUUGUAGCUCCAAGAUCGCGGGACUAGAAAAUGUGGAAAACGAGAAUUAAGUUGGUUUUUUUGCCCCGUCCCAAUUUCCACUCCUUUAAAGCCCCGAUUUCUACGAAAGCGCUCAAGGGGAUUAAUUACGCUAUAACUCUCGAUAACUCUGUUAAAGGACAUAUAGAGUUUUCAGCAGUUCUCAGAUUCUUCGGUUUUGAAACGGCGACGCACUGAUAGAUUUGUGAAUUUUGCUUUCAAUUUUAGAAAAAGACGAGAUAAUAAUAAAACGAAGAAGAACGUGGACGAAGAGAAAUCAGAACCUUCCGACCCUGUGGAAUUAAAGAGAAUGACUUUCUCAACUCCAGGUACUUGAAUGAAUAAACAUACGCAUUAUCCACGGACACUUUCUAUGGUGCUGAUCGGGAGAAUUGUGAAACAAGUCCUUUUUUCACUUACUGAUGAUUUCCUUGUUUCUCACGACCUCUGUGUUUGAUCAAGCAGUGUUACUGUAAGGAAAAAUUAACUGUUGGUCAGUCUUAUUGGAAUGAAAGAGUUGAUACGUUUCGUGAUUGCCUGCAAUUUCGCGCCAAAAAAAGCCACUUGUCACCAGCCAUCUUGCAUUUUCCUGCGCUUAACAGUGCUAUAAGCUAAGAGGCACCCUUAACGUUUGAAUCCCAUCAUUUUCAGAGCUGUGUGAAUGGUAAAUCCAACCAAACAUCUAUUUUUCCACUUACAGGCAUGAAAGACCAUCCACCAAUACCCGUAGCUGACCUCCAGGAGCGAAUUGACGAGUUAAAGGCUGAUCACAAUAACAAAUUCUCUCAGGAAUACGAGGUAUAUAUCAAGCUAUUUGACGACUAAGUGCUCUUCAACUGCACAGGUCAUAACGAAGCUCAAUUUUUCUUUUUCAGUCUAUCGAGCCUGGAGAGACUUUCACGUCUGAGGCCUCUCUUCAGGAAUACAACAGACCCAAGAACCGAUAUUCCAACAUUCUCGCAUGUAAGUGGAUAUUUUUAUAAACUGCAAGACUCUCUAAAUAGACCAAUGAAGACUUGCUUGAGUCACGAUUGGUUGUACGACGUAUUUCUAGGCGAAAUGUUAGUCGCUACUGAUUGGCCGAUGGCUGAGUUAUUGUCUGUCGGACCGCCAGACCGAAUACUAAGACGUCUGUCUGACAGACAGCUUAAUCCUCUCACUUACUAACUGAUGGACUGUUUAGCAUCCUAAGUAAUCUUAACAACAGACAACAUCUCUCUCCAACGAUCUGAUGAGCUCUCUAACUUGCUUAUCUCGUGAGAACCCGUGGCUUACAAUGCUUUAUUUAAAAUUCCCUGACUGCGAAGUACUUGGACGAACGGGGAUCUCUAAACGGUGAUUCAAAUAGCAGGAUAAUUGUACUAUUUUUUAGACCUCUCGCUUUUUUUCUUUAGUUGACCAUUCUCGUGUACGCUUGGCAACCAUUGAUGGCAUCCCAGGAACGGAUUAUAUUAACGCUAAUUAUUGUGACGUAAGUAAAUCAAUGGAAAAAAGCUUGUCAGUUGCAAUAUCUUAACAAAGUUAUAUUUCCAGACCAUGCAUGUAGAAUUAUUUUCGAUGUUCUAACUCUUAAUCCCAUAUUGUUGUUUCUUUACUGUAGGGUUAUCGAAAGGAAAACGCUUACAUCGCGACCCAAGGUAAUUUAACCCGUUACAAUGUGUCUUAAACAUUUCCCCUCAAGUUAUGUAUUGAACACAUGUAGUUCACUCGAAACUGUUGAGCCUCUGAACAAAAUCCUACAGUGGUAAAUCUCUUUAAACAGACUGAAAUACGGCGGUAUUAAAGUAUUUUGAAUUUACACAAUUAAGUGUGGCGAACAUCUGUUGACCAAAUAUAUUAUGCACUAUUUCUGCUUAGGCCCGCUUGAGGAAACGAUAGAAGAUUUUUGGCGAAUGAUCUGGGAAUUGAAAACUUUUACAAUUGUCAUGCUUACAGAUCUAGAGGAAAGAGGAAGGGUAAGAUUGAAUGGCUAUCGCUGUUUGCCUCUUUAAUAAUUAUAAUAAUAGUUUUCUUUCUUAUAACGCGCAAAUUCGCAUAUUUGUAUGAUCAAAUGCGCGUUACAGAGAUAUAAAAAAUACAUAUGAUAAAAGAAAAAUUAAGUAAAACUAAUCUAGAAAUAUUAAGACUUUCUAAAAACUAUCUAAAAGAAAUUUAAAAUAUUAAAACCAUCGAAAAAACUAUUCAAAAUACAUAGGCUGAUAUAAACAAAAAAGUCUAUUAAGAAGGCUUUAAAAUGGGUAAAAAUCUUUUCGUGUCUCAGGCGACGGGGAAGGGCAUUAAAAGGAGAUGGCGCGAUCACUGCAAAUGACCUGUCACCCUGUGUUUUAUUUUUGAUACCCCCAAAGUGAUAUUUCCUUAUUGCAAAUUGAAGACAAUGGCAAAAAGUGUCAUGCGUCUACCAGAUGGACUGCACUCUUAAGUGAAAGGCAUAAAAAGUGUUGACCUUAUUCCUGUCAACAUUUCAGGUAAAAUGUGAACAAUAUUGGCCCAACGAAGGUACAGAAUUAUACGGUGAUAUUGAGGUCGCAGUUACGGACUGGGUAGAAUUCGCUAACUACUCCAUAACAACUCUUGAAGUAUGCAAGGUAAGCUGCUUUUGAUUAGCAAAUAAAUGUAUCGGAAUGACAGCUUCUUUUUGGCCCCUCUCUUUGCGUAGUUCAGUGGCUCAGUGGUUUACGGUCAUCUCGCCACCAAGAGGUCUACUCGUCACCACAAAGUAACUCUGCAAUAAUUGACACAGUUAAUUACCUAUAGGAAUUUUUAUUUAUUAUUAGUUAAGGAUCCUUAAAAAUCUGGCAUAUAUCUCGUGUAUAUAUCAGAAAAUCGUUUUCUGUUGCCUUAAUAUAUUUCUUGGUGGCAUUUUCGUCGUUGACGAGGUUACCGGAUACCCGCACAGUGCCACCUGCUGCCAUGAUGCCGAAGGUGGAGACCACGAAUUGGACAAUAAACGCGUGCUGAAAUUUCGUCAUAUAAAUGGUUAAGAGUGCAAAGCAAUGUCAAGACUUUUUAUCAUCGCAGUGGCGAUACACUCAUUCUAACAUCUCAAAAUGGUUCUUAAAUUAUUCAACAGGAAGGCGCCCCACAGCCUAGAGAAGUCAAGCACUUUCAGUUCACUGGCUGGCCUGAUCAUGGGGUCCCUCCCCACCCUACACCCUUCCUAGCCUUCCUCAGGAGAGUGCGCUUCUACAAUCCUACUGAUGCAGGUCCUAUCGUGGUACACUGUAGGUAAGGAUCCGAGGGAACAUAUCGGGGGUGGGGGGGAGUACUGCCUAUAAUGACCUACACACGGAGGCUCUGCCCGAAAUGGUACCAUUUUUAAGCUUCAGGUAUAUGAAAGGGUAGGAAUUUCACAAGUUGAAGUAUAUGAAAGGGUAGGGAAAUCUAUUAUUUUGUUUCGUAAAAAGGGCCAAAAAGGCUCAUUUUAACAGUACAUUUACAGCAGUUUAAAGGGAUGUAGCGGGUCUGCAAUAAGUUUUUCGGGAUGCGGGAUUUCCCUUAUUUGAGGCUCGGGAUUCGGGAUUUUUAAGCGAAAUCGGGGCGAGAUUGUGGAUUGAAAGUAUGCGCGGGAGGCGGGGUGCCAGAAAUAACCCUCGGGAUUACGGGAUUGCCGGAAAUUUUGGGUCGGGGUUACGGGAUUGAAAAACCCUAUUGGGGACCCGCGCCUAGGUAUGUGAAAGAGGUACCUCUUCUGUCAAAAAUGGUAUAUAAAAGGGUAAGAGGUCGGACCUCGGGGCAGAGCCUCCCCGUAUAAAGCUUUGUUGAGUACCCCUCCCCCCCCCCCUACCAUGGGGGUUGAGAUUUUGUUCAUAUCGUUUGGAUCUACCUAUAAGUACUAAAUAUUCCAAGCACUCGCUUUUGUUAUCAUUUCCGCCCUUCAGAUUAAAUUUUUAUCAUUAACAAAGCGUCUUUUUUUUCCUAGUGGCGGUGUUGGUCGCACAGCGUGUUUCAUCGUUAUCGACUCCAUGUUGGAGAGAGUUAAGCAUGAGAAUACAGUAGACAUCUAUGGACACGUGACUGUGUUAAGAACGCAACGUAACUUCAUGGUACAAACAGGGGUAAGUGCCAAUUGUACGAUGUCAGUAUAACUGGCCGAAGAUUAAUCGACCGAAAGAAUUACAGCAAGGCCGAGUUACAACAGAAGCUCGGAUCCCACUCGAAGGACUGGGGUGUAUACUUUUUGAGAACACGCGAAAAAACUUACAGUCAACUCUCGUUCUGGGAUCUUAAGGUCUCUAUUGUCGUCCUUAAUCACAUUCCUUAUGUAAAUAUUCAUUUUUUUUCUGUUUGUUUUGUUAACAUCAGGAGCAAUACGUAUUCAUUCACGACGCCCUUCUUGAAGCUGUUACCUGUGGUAACACAGAAGUACACGCAAGAAACCUUCUACAUCACAUAAAAAAGCUGCGAGAGCGAAAUGAACAAGGAAUUUUAGGUCUCGCCGAGGAGUUCAGAAAGCUUAGCAACCCACACCAAGCCCGCCGGUUGAAGCAGGGCACGGGAAGUCUGCCAAUGAACCGAUCAAAGAACAGGCUGGCUAAUAUUCUGCCAUGUAAGAAUCUCUGAGUGCAAUAAAGUGCAACAUUAACUUACUUAGGGAAGGUUCUAGUGGGAUAUGGGGGUGGGGUGGGGGAAGGUCUUAGUUUCCUUGCACCAUCCCUCCCAUACCCUUUCUUACCCCACGUUUGUCUUCUCCUGAGUAACAACCUUUAUAUAUCAGGUAAAUCCCCGCCCCUGCCCUCCCCCCAAUCAAAAUUUUAGAAACUUUCCCUUCUCGCCUAUAGAAGAUGUCUUGUUGCUUUGUUCUGCCCUUCUUGAAUUGUCAUCCAACAUUUUGAUUUCACAGCCAUGUUGAUUAUGGACAACUGUUUCACUCAUAUUUACUGUGUUCCUCUACUUUCCUCCUCUAGACGAAUCAACGAGAGUCCAGUUAUUAUCCGCACGCGGAAUUGAAGGUUCCGAUUACAUCAAUGCCAGUUUUAUUGAUGUAAGUACACCAAGAUCAAUGUUGUAACCACCUAGACCAAUAUUGUAAACACCUAGACCAAUGUUGUAACCACCUAGACCAAUAUUGUAACAACCUAGACCAGUGUUGUAAUUACGAAAGUCCUUAUAUGCCUGUUGGAUGCGUUGCUGGUUCUUAAUCUUACUUCGUUUUCUUUCCUUCAGGGCUAUCGCCAGCGCCUUGCUUACAUUGCUACUCAGGGGCCUCUAGAAGAAACAGUAGACGAUUUCUGGAGAAUGUUGAUGGAGCAUAACUCCAACAUCGUUGUUAUGUUGACUCAACUUAAGGAAGGAGACCGGGUAAGUGUAAUAAUCAAAUGAAACAACUAAUUGUCCUGUAUGUGGCAUCGCAAAAAAAUCUCUCUUUUUUACACCUGAAUCAUAUCUGCCUACAGGUAAGCUCUUUUCGCAGAUACUAAGCCUCCAACCAUAAGAUGUUAGUUUACUUGCAAGCUUAAUUUUAUUCAUUAGCGCAAAGUUACCGUUACAUUCAUUUCGUAUUUUGAAAGAGUGCCUGAACCUUGUACCUUCCUGAUUGACCUUGACGCCUUCAUCCUUCAUAGUGACGUUAAUUUUUCAUUUACGUUUUUGCUUUUAGGAACGCUGCUACAAGUACUGGCCUACCGACAGAUCAGCCAAACAUCAGUAUUUUAUAGUCGAUCCUGUUUCGGAACAAGAAUUUCCAACAUUUGUAAUCAGAGACUUCAAAGUCAAAGAUGCUAUGGUAGGUGAAUUUAUUGACGUAGAACGUUUACAGGAGGGAAAGUGAAACGUGAAAAUUAAAUCGUUUUUAUCGAUACGUGCUAAAUAUCGCAUAUCAGUAAGUCUACGAAGAUUUAAAGUCACUGACAGUGGUCAGUGUAACCCCAUGUCGAAUUUUCAACUUAAACCUUGAUCCAGCUCGAAGGACCACUGAUUCCUCCAGAUACCAAUGAUGUUCUUUCGUUUUGUUCUGUUUGUUAGAAUGGUACAGUUCGAAACAUCAAACAGUUCCAUUUCUUCGGCUGGACUGACAGCGGCGUUGCAAACAGCGGGGAGGGAAUAUUAGAUUUGAUCGGCCAAGUGCAAAGAGCUUACGAACAGCAAGAUGAGGAGGGUCCAAUCACGGUACAUUGCAGGUAUGUCCCUAAAAUAACGAAGCCAGACACUAAUUAGCCUCACACGCAGUCGUUCCUAGGACUUGGUCACGCGUUCCUGCCGUCGUGGGGUAGGACGCGUGGCUAAACCUAAGAACGUCUGCGUGGGAGGCUGGACACUGAUGAAAAUGCAAGAAACUUGCGUUUUCUUAUAGUUUUGAGCAAGCAAAGACUUCUAAUGUAACUCACCUUUCUCUCUUUCGUGAUUCGCUCUUCCUGCUGAGCAAACGGCCUGGCUAUACAGUGAUAUACGACACUUCUUAGACGUCUAACUGUUUUCGAACAUGCAUGACAUGCUGCAACACUUGAAUAUACUGUUUAGUAGCUCUUAAAAACCAACCUUCAAAAGUCAAAUGCUAAAGCAAGGACCUUCUUGACUCUGGGAAAUUUUCGGUAGCCUUUGUAAACGAACCUAACAGGAAAUGCAGUAGUCAAAUUGCAAAUCUUGAAAGUCUUUGUUUUCAUUGAUUUACCCCUUGAUUAUAUUUUAGUGAUGGCGUUGGGAGAACAGGGGUAUUCAUCGCCCUGUGCAUUGUGCUAGAACGCAUGCGUUCUGAAGGAGUAGUAGAUUUGUUCCAGACCGUCAAACUUCUUAGAACACAGAGACCAAGCAUGGUGCAAAAUCAGGUAUGUCUGCUUUGGCGGUACGUCGUAUUUUGUUCGUUAACGUAAGCAUAGAACUAUUUCAGUUCAGUCGCAAAAGAAAUUUCGCGAUAAUUGGCAAACAGAAUUUUGCGCCAAUCUCUCAAACAAUCGCGAGCUAAAGCCUAUUGUGACUGUGUGAUCUUCCCACGCCUUAAGGGUUCACUACAAGUGUUCGCCUCAACAUCUGACUUGCUCGUUGGAUCGACUGCCUGAAGCGACUACUUUUAUAGUUUAGGAUUUUGUUACACCCCGUUGCUUUGCAUACGGGGAAGUUUUAUCCCUCUGUGAUUUCAGUCUCUAAACUGCGAAACUUACAAAUUUUUGAUAGUUAUCUCUUUUUCUUUCCUUUUUCUCUCCAGGAUCAAUAUUUAUUCUGCUAUCAAAAGGCUCUGGAAUACCUCAGUUCGUUCGACCAUUACGCAGUGUGAGGAGCCUUCAUAAUCACGAAAACCAAAAUUUAUAGCGUCGAAAAAUGUGUGGGUUCGAUAUAAAUCACUUUGCAUAACGAGUGUGCCCAUGACUUUGCUCACUUUAUUUAUUGGCUGUACCAUUCGUGAGAAGGAAAUUCUAGUAACGGCUGCCCUUGCCAGUAUUGGCCAUCGUUGGCAGACCAUGGUGUGGUCCAGUGCAGUGAAUCACUUGGCUACGAAAGACUUCAGUGGACAACUGAAAAUUCGUGGCAGAUUUCAGGCCAGGGGCCUCCAGUAGAAAUUAUUUAUUGCUAGCAUGUAAAUGACUGGCUCAGAAUUAUAUACAGACAUUUUGGCUCUUGUUGGAGAAAUGCAAUGCAAAAAGGUUAGAUAAACAAGCCGAUUUAUACAUUAGCCGAAAUAUGGCGUGAAAUAAUAUUGCGUGGGAUAGAAGAUAUUUACACAGGUGUUUUGAUUUUUUGUAAAAGAAGUGCACAGGUAAAUAGGUGGAAAGUAGGGAAAUAGAGUAACUCGUUAGCCUGAGAAAACAACCGACAUUUGGCAACACCACUGGUUUCCCCGCGAAAUGGCACCCGUGAAGAAAUUCACGCAGAAAUUCCAUACUGAUGACACGUCACUACCCAGAUCUGGGUAAUGCUUCUGAUUGGUUGUGCCGUGAGGGAAAUUUACUUCAACCAAUCGUCAUCAGUAUGGAAUUUCUGAGCUCGUUUCUCAGACGUCUUUUCGCUGGGAAACCAGUGGGGGCGUCGCCAAAUGUCGGCUGUUUUCUCAGGCUAAGUAAUUCGUCUACCAAAGUAUGGCGUAUGGUAUAUUUUUGCGUGGGAUAAGAGAGUAAUAUCAAACCUCAUUGCGUCAUAUGAGACGAGAUCUUUGAGAGAUUUUAAGUCACGUUUACGGCGAACUGUGAAAGUCAGAUUCAGUUGAGAAUUUCUCAAAAAAGUAAAUGAGCAGAUAAAAACAGUCCAAGACAGUUCUGAUGGAUAAAACUAGUGAAUCUACUCAUUUUUGUGUCGAAGUACUAAGCAGUAAAAGAAAAAUGUAAGGAAGACUUGGUCACGUGGUACAAAAUUCACGUUUACCGUAAACUUGACUGCAAAUCUCUCUGUUAAGAAUACAACCACUUUGAAUGUUAAGAUUUCUUCCAAAAUUGUUGCGCCUUCGUUUUGAACGAGGCGAAAGAUUUUCCGAGGAGUUUGACAUUCACACUUUGGCAACAGCAUGAUCUUAGCUGGAGAAAAUGUGAUCGUUUUUCCCAAAAAAAAAACGGAAAGGAAAAAAGAAAAAAGAACCGAAUAACCUUUUACAGAACUGCCGUUUUAAACGCAAAUCGUGAAAGAGUGUUUCCGGGGAUUAUCAGUAAUUUUUAUUUUUUCCUCGGCAGUAACUUUUACGUAGUUAACUAGCAAAGGAAGUGUCUGGCAGAUACAUCUCCAUAGAAUAAGGGGAUCGAUUGCUUUAGCAUGUGCUAUAAAACUUUGCCGGUAAUUUGUCUGUCAGAUUCUAUAAAGGGAUUUGAUUCUUUUAAAAUUUUUAGUUUAAGAUUCUUAACGUUUGAUACCAGUAUGUUUUGGUAACAAAUUUUACCUUAUGUUUUUUGGGCGUUUUACUUAACGUACUUUUAGAAAGGGCUUAGAGCGGUGUUGAAUUGAGUGUCUAAUCUUCAAUCAAAUUGUAACGCAAAUUCUUGUUGCCGUCGCCGAGUGCGAGAAAACCAUUUAUAUAACUUCUGAUUCGUUGAUAAUGUGACACGAGAACCAAUCAGGAACGUAGAAAUGCUAAACUACAGUUAUCGGGAGAGAACUUCUGGAACACAACUCAAUCUAACUCAAUACUGCUUUAGACAGUCAAUUAUAGAGUGUAUCACUCUGCUCAAUAACUUCCGUGGCCUCAAGAGGUCCACAUUCAUGCGUGAUAAUGCUUCAAGACAAAACCAAGCCUUUCAUAUUCAAACAUCCACCUUUGAUUUUGGAAGUCGGUGAUGCAGGUUUCGUUUCUGACGACACGACCGUUGCCGAUUGCCGAUUUAUCGAAGUUGUUUCGGUGAAACAGCGAACUGCUGGGUAGUUAACGAGUUUAAAAUGGUUCUACAACGGCAAAGAAAAGCUACCUGGAUCACUGCACAACCUUUAAUGGCUUCAGAAAAAUGACCUUGCAAGCACCUUUAAAAUUCGAAAUUAAAGGAGCUACUCAAUUAUGGUAGCAGGUCUCCUCACAAAACGAUGUAUAAAGGUGCUUUUCAGAUCAUCAUGAGAUGACAUUGAAUUUUAUCCUCAUUUGUAGAAUUAAAUUGAAAUUUAUAGUUGACAGAUGUAUUAUACCGUAUCGUUUUUCAUGUACAUAUGAUUUAUAGAUGAAAAGAUUGAACUAUAUUUUUAUAAUAAUUAAUCAUUAUAUAUGUAAAUGUGCUUGUGAAUUUGUUUUUUAGCAUUACAGACAUCAAAUUCAGGAAC
Molecule: messenger RNA, 30633 nt
Organism: Porites lobata
Lineage: Eukaryota; Metazoa; Cnidaria; Anthozoa; Scleractinia; Poritidae
Source: the annotation of a GenBank genome assembly